Molecule: messenger RNA, 285 nt
Organism: Penicillium diatomitis
Lineage: Eukaryota; Fungi; Ascomycota; Eurotiomycetes; Eurotiales; Aspergillaceae
Product: mitochondrial 54S ribosomal protein uL30m
Exons: 1
Coding region: 1-285 (94 amino acids)
Biological process (GO): translation
Cellular component (GO): large ribosomal subunit; mitochondrion
Molecular function (GO): structural constituent of ribosome
Source: RefSeq, a predicted model, not a curated record
AUGAGCUACUUCCGCGUCCAACUCAUCCGCUCCGCAAUCGGUCUCCCCCGACGCUCAACAGACGUCCUCAAAGCCCUCGGCCUGAAAAAGCGCAUGGGCAUCGUCUUCCACCCCGUCUCUCCCUCGGUCGCCGGUCAAAUUAUGAAAGUCAAGGAACUUGUCUCGGUGCAGGAGGUCGAUCGCGCUUUGACGAAGCAGGAGGUUCGCUUGGAGAGGAAGCCGGAUCCUGGUUACUAUGUUGAGAAGUCCGGUGUCGAUGAGCGGGCUGAGUUGAGUGGGCAUUGA